Molecule: messenger RNA, 2880 nt
Organism: Scophthalmus maximus (turbot)
Lineage: Eukaryota; Metazoa; Chordata; Actinopteri; Pleuronectiformes; Scophthalmidae
Gene: cdc27
Product: cell division cycle 27
Exons: 20
Coding region: 181-2592 (803 amino acids)
Biological process (GO): cell division
Molecular function (GO): protein binding
Source: RefSeq, a predicted model, not a curated record
CGUUCCUUUCCGCCCCGGCCUGCUGCCAUCCUCGGAAACGUUCGGCUGAGUUCGGCCGCUAACGGUCGGUGUGUUCAAAUCUUCGGUUACAGCUCGUCCUGGAGACACAAGUAAAGAAAGAGCCGAGAGAAACGAGGGAGAACAGACGACGGGAACAGAUAGACGGCGUCUCCGAGCGGGAUGACGGUGCUGCAGGAACCUGUCCAGGCUGCAGUGUGGCAGGCUCUGAACCACUACGCCUACCUGGACGCUGUUUUCCUUGCUGAGAGACUCUACGCUGAAGUGAGGUCAGAGGAGGCUCUCUACCUAUUGGCUACGUGUUAUUAUCGCUCGGGGAAGCCAUACAAAGCGUACCGGCUUCUGAAGGCUCACAGCUGCUCCACACCACAGGUUCGAUUCCUGUUGGCAAAAUGCUGCGUUGAACUGAGCAAGCUAGCUGAAGGAGAACAGGUACUGAUUGGUGGAGUGCUAAACAAACAGAAGAGUCAAGAUGACAUCAUCACAGAGUUUGGAGACUCCGCCUCAUUCACGCUGUCGUUACUGGGACACAUCUACUGCAAGACAGAUCGUGUUGCUAAAGGUGCAGAGUGUUUCCAGAGAAGUUCAACUCUCAAUCCGUUCCUCUGGUCGCCUUUCCAGAACCUUUGUCACCUAGGAGAGAAACCAGAUCCAGAUCAGGUCUUCAGGUUGUCGUCUCUACAGAACUAUUCUGUAGCCCCGCCCCACCCAUCUAUUAGCCCCGCCCAGAACCCCUCCCAUCGUCUAGACACCGCCCUGAUGGAGACGCCUCAGGACACGCUGGAGUUGAAUCGUCUGAAUCUAGAAUCAUCUAAUGGAAAGCUGACGUCUGAUUUGUCGGUUUCCUACAUUGACUCCUCCCUCAUCUCCCCGGAGACCGGCUCCCUACUGGGUAACACUGUUUCAAUUGCAUCAGCUGGUUCCUUAUUGGCUAAACAGAACAAGCCCAAGAGUGGGAGAAGCUUACUGGGAGGACCCGCUGCACUCAGUCCGCUGACACCUAGUUUUGGAAUCCUUCCCCUGGAGCCCAGCCCUGGAGACCCCACAUAUCUACAGAACUAUUCAGCUACCAUGGAAACGCAAACUACAGCCCCAAACAAGAAGUCUGUUUCCAGGAUCAGCCAGUCAAAGUCUGUCUUCAGUCAGAGUGGAAACAGCAGAGAUGUUCUCCCUAUCCCCUUCAACCAAUCACAGACCUCCGCUCCACACACCAGUGGCUCUCCUCAGGUCCUCAGUCCCAGUAUGUCUGGUCCUCCAAAUGUUCAACCCAGAAGAAGCUCAAGACUGUUCACUAGUGCCAGCUCUACUGCCAAGGAGAACAGCAAGAAGUUAAAGAUGAAGUUUCCCACAAAAAUCCCAAACAGGAAAACUAAAUGUAAAACAGCAAAGACGUCAAACAGCAGCAACCUGAACGACAGUCUGGACAUUCUGAGACUGGAUCCUGGUCUGAGUCUCCCGGACGCCAAGAUCCCCCAGCACCAGAGGGCGGCCGCAGACAGUGUGAUGGCAUUGUUACGGGAACUGGGGCGUGGUUACCAGGCGCUGUGCUCCUACAACUGCAAAGAAGCCAUCAACAUCCUGACCUCCCUCCCUCCCCAGCACUACAACACCGGCUGGGUCCUCACUCACAUUGGCAGGGCCUACUUUGAGCUGGCCGAGUACACACAGGCCGAGCGUCUGUUCAGCGAGGUUCGCAGGAUCGAGUCGUUCAGAGUUGAAGGGAUGGAGAUUUAUUCGACGACGCUGUGGCACCUGCAGAAAGAUGUGGCGCUGUCCGCCCUGUCCAAGGACCUGACCGACAUGGACAAGAACUGUCCUGAGGCCUGGUGUGUAGCAGGAAACUGUUUCAGUCUGCAGAGGGAGCAUGACAUCGCCAUUAAGUUCUUCCAGAGAGCCAUCCAGGUGGACCCGGGCUUUGCGUAUGCGUACACUCUGUUGGGUCAUGAGUUUGUUCUGACAGAGGAGUUGGACCGAGCGCUUGCCUGCUUCCGUAAUGCCAUCAGAGUCAACAACAGACACUACAAUGCAUGGUACGGUCUCGGGAUGAUUUACUACAAACAGGAAAAAUUCAACUUGGCAGAAAUCCACUUCAAGAAAGCUCUGAGCAUCAACCCCCAGAGCUCCGUGCUGCUCUGCCACAUCGGAGUCGUGCAGCAUGCGUUGAAGAAGUCCGAUGCAGCUUUAGAGACUCUGAACCGAGCCAUCGGGAUUGAUCCCAAAAAUCCGCUCUGCAAGUUCCACCGAGCAUCAAUUCUGUUUGCCAACGACAAGUACAAGGCGGCUCUUCAGGAGUUGGAGGAGUUGAAGCAGAUUGUUCCCAAAGAGUCUCUGGUUUACUUCCUCAUAGGAAAGGUAUAUAAGAAGCUGGGUCAGACUCACCUGGCUCUGAUGAACUUCAGCUGGGCGAUGGAUCUGGAUCCUAAAGGAGCAAACAACCAGAUCAAAGAAGCCAUUGAUAAACGAUACCUGCCGGAGGAUGAAGCGGCGGAGGUGGACGACAGCCAGGACAGCAGUAUCAUGACGGAUGCUGAUGACACGCAGCUCCACACGGCAGAGAGUGACGAUGUCCUUUAGCCACGCCCCUUCAUAUAAGCUCAUCUCCUUCUGGAGCCAAGCCCCGCCCCCUGCUCCUAUUGGCUGGAGGAUUGCUGUUAAUAUGUGAAAUUUUAACAGGCAUUUCAUUAGUUAGGCUCUACCCCCUGUGCUCCCCCUGCCCUCGAUUUGGCUGAAACAGACUGCUGCCUCCCUGAGCCCCGCCUCCUCUUCCUCAUGUCAUCAGUCGUCCUCUGACAUCACAGCUGUUUUUUAUGUUCUUUUUAUCAUCAUUAUGGAAAUAAAUCAAUAAAAACAUGUAAACCCCGA